UCCUAGAAAGGGGGAACUCCACAUCCAGUAAAGACGAGGAGGGAAAAGAUAGGCAGAAAUAAGCACCCUCCCCUCAUUCCAAGAGAGAGAGAAAAAAAAAAAAACGUCAGAGAGGCAGGUAGUCUCCGGCUCAGCUUCCAACAAGAAGGGUGACUGGAUGGAGUGGGGAUGGACCGCCACAGGAUUGGAGGGUUGCUGCUCUCGCAUCUUCCGCUUCUCCCCAUCUCUCGUCUCUGAACGCCAUGGCGGGCCCGAACCUCCUCCUCUCGCUCUUGCUGGGGCUCCUGGCGGGGAGCUUCUUCGCCGAGGCCACCUACUACCGGCCCCACCGCUACUUCCCGCACUUCAUCCGCUUCCGCCAGCCUCCCUCCAACAUGGAAAACCACCUCCCGGAGGUCGUGCACCCGGCGGCCAGAGCCCCGCAUCCCGACGUGCCCAAGUUUCCCGUCAUUCCCGAAGUCCUCCCCCCGACACCCGAAGACAUCCAGAGCUUGCCGGAGGCUUACCACGCGGAGCCCGAAGUCAUCCGCCUGCCGCCUCAUGCUGCCCCCGCCCCCGCCGACACGACGCGGGUCUUCUACGGCGUCAUGUUCGACGCGGGCAGCACCGGCACCAGGAUCCACAUCUACAAAUUCAUCCAGAAAGACCCAGUUGAGCUCCCAGUUCUGGACAAUGAAAUGUACCAUGCAGUGAAACCAGGACUUUCUGCUUAUAAAGACAACCCUGAGGAGGGUGGCAACACGGUGCGUCAGUUGCUGAAGAUAGCCAAGAAGACCAUCCCAGAGGAGGAGUGGAAAAGGACCCCGGUGGUCCUGAAGGCCACGGCGGGCCUGCGCCUGCUGCCCGAGGACAGAGCCAGCGCUCUUUUGAACGAGGUGCGUCAUGUUUUUCAAGAGUCUCCCUUCUACGUGCCACACAACAGUGUCACCAUUAUGAAUGGAACAAACGAAGGAGUCCUGGCCUGGGUCACGGUGAACUUCCUUACAGGGCACUUGUAUUCCAACACAAGGAGGACAGUGGGCAUCCUGGACUUGGGAGGCGGGUCUACGCAGAUAACAUUCCUCCCCAAGUCGAAGAAAACAGUUCAAGCUGCUCCCCAUAGUUACAUCGCCAAAUUCAACUUGUUCAAUAACACGUAUCAGCUCUACACGCACAGCUACCUUGGAAAUGGACUGUACGCGGCCCGUUUGGCAACUCUCGGAGCACUGGGAGCUGAAGGUCUGGAUUGGAAAGUCUUCACCAGUUCCUGCCUACCAAAGAAGUUCAAAGAAGAUGUGACUUUUGGUGGAACCACUUACAAAGUCAGCGGAGUUCCAGAUGGCUAUGCGGGCUACAGGCUGUGCUACUACGAGGUGAUGAAGGUCAUCAAGGGAAUCGUGCAUCAGCCUUAUGAGGUGAAAGGCAGUAGCGUGUUCUAUGCUUUUUCCUACUACUUCGACAGAGCUGUGGAGUCUGGCCUCAUUGAUGGCAGCCGAGGUGGCGCAAUCGAAGUCAGGGACUUUAAAAAGAGAGCCAAAGAGGUGUGCAACAAAAUGGCCAAAUACCGUGCCAUCAGCCCCUUCCUGUGCAUGGACAUGACGUACAUCACUUGCUUGCUGAAGGAGGGCUUUGGCUUCAAGGACAACACAGUGCUCCAGCUGGCGAAAAAGGUGAACAACGUGGAGACCAGUUGGGCCCUGGGUGCCACCUUUGACUACUUCAGGAACCUCAACAUCCACUAAAGGGCAGCUCAAGGGCAAUGCAGUCAGCACUGAGAGGGGCACUUUCGUCACUGCGGGGCUUCCCUCCCUCCGCCCACCCCCACAGGCACACCCUUGUCCCAUCAUGCCCACCCACCUCUUCCUCCUCAUCCUCGACACCCAGCAAACACUAGCAGAACUGUUUAAGAAAAAAACAAAUCACUAUAUUUUUGUAAAGCCAGCUAUUUCUACUGUACGUUGAGCCCCUGACUGCUGGGCUGACUUUAUUUUUGUAAAACAUUUUUUUUGGUUCCUCAUGGGUAUUUGGAAACGUGCCCUCAGGUUGCUGUCCGGUGUGUGGGCCUAGUUUGUAGUCACGGUGGUUUGAUACCGCCUGGUUGUGGGCGGUGCCAUACACAACAAUGUAAUGGCAGUCUUACUCAAGUCACCUAUGUCUUUUUUUUUUUUUUUUAAAUCAAAAAUGUUAAUGAUUCCAUGUGAAAUUCCAUCGGCCAAAGUCGACAAGCAGUUGACAAGCGCACAGCUCCCGUCAUUCAACUUUGCACGCAACACUUUAAUUGUAGACAUUGUAGCCAUUCAUCAUGACUCACGAGGUCAAAGUUCACUCUCAGAGUGUGUGUGGUGAGCUGUCACACGCACGGAGUGAACACUUUUAUUUUUACGUUUCCUGAACGGCGUAGUCAGCAUCGCGCCGUGGCGAAAUUGCAAAGGAGCAAUAGAACAACCGCUCAUCAAGUGGAGUUAACAAGGUCAUUAAACGGAACUACUAGAAAAGUAAACACAAAUUAUGAACCAAAUGACCCAUCUGUGACUUUUAAAGUUGUGGGGAUGUUGCUCAUUGUUCAACAGCAUUAAUAAUGAUUUAUACUGCUUCUCCUCGUGUGAACUGUACAAAUAUUUAAAGACCUGAAAAUCCUUGUAAUGUAUUUUAACAUUUAUUUUAAGCUUUUAACUUUAAAUGCUCUCUAAAUACCCCCCCCUCCCCCCACACACACACUUUCUUCCAGGUAUACAAAACGCUCCUUAACUACUGUUGUAUAUAUGCAGGUUAGUGAACAAAAACCGCUCUCAAAAGCAACCCCUCCCAAAAAAAAAAAAAAUUCCUAUGCCAUGUCACAGUUGCUCAGAAUGCUCAUUAACUGCCUAACUUGAGGCUUUUACUGUGUAAAUUGUUUCUUUCUUAUUCAACGAAAUGCUUGUUUUACUAAA
Messenger RNA from Syngnathoides biaculeatus (alligator pipefish), 2909 nucleotides. It is a transcript of the gene entpd5a, whose product is annotated as ectonucleoside triphosphate diphosphohydrolase 5a. Gene Ontology annotation, molecular function: GDP phosphatase activity; UDP phosphatase activity. Gene Ontology annotation, biological process: nucleoside diphosphate catabolic process. Gene Ontology annotation, cellular component: membrane. The coding region runs from base 243 to 1721 and encodes 492 amino acids. Lineage: Eukaryota; Metazoa; Chordata; Actinopteri; Syngnathiformes; Syngnathidae. The transcript has 14 exons. The record is from RefSeq and is a predicted model, not a curated record.